This is a messenger RNA of Neoarius graeffei (lesser salmon catfish), 6633 nucleotides long. RefSeq names its product discoidin domain receptor tyrosine kinase 1 (gene ddr1). Gene Ontology annotation, molecular function: collagen binding; protein tyrosine kinase collagen receptor activity; ATP binding. Gene Ontology annotation, cellular component: signaling receptor complex; membrane. The transcript is spliced from 18 exons. The record is from RefSeq and is a predicted model, not a curated record. NCBI's taxonomy places the organism in Eukaryota, Metazoa, Chordata, Actinopteri, Siluriformes, Ariidae. The coding region runs from base 407 to 3316 and encodes 969 amino acids. Gene Ontology annotation, biological process: protein phosphorylation; positive regulation of kinase activity; multicellular organism development.
GCAAAUGAGCACCUGGUAGCGGUCUGUGGGAGAGGGGCUCUGUAGCGCGCAGUGAGCGGUAGGGUGUUGGGUCGAGCGCAGUGAGGGUAUUUGGUUGAGCGGCAGUGAGUUGGGUCGAGCGCAGUGAGGGUGUUGGGUUGAGCCCAGUGAGUUGGGUUGAGACCGUAAGCCCUUCCGGCAGCGUGCUGAAGGUAAAUAAGGCUGUAAACAGGUUCGACUGUGUGUAUCCGCGGCUGUGUGAAGCGGCGGGUUUGUGUGGGAGCCCCGCGCGCGCUGAGGAUUACCAGGCAGCGGAAGAAGCCGAAAGUUUCCCCGCGGCGCUGAGACCCGCAGCUUCUCCCGCUGAUCCCUGCGGCAUGUCUGUGGCAGUCGCUCCAGACAGGUAACCGGGCGUGUUGCUGUCGCCAUGGCAACACGGCUGCAGCCGAUGUUGCGUCUCCUCCUCGGCGCCCUCCUGCUCUCCUCGACAGCUGCGCAGGACCACGAGUGGCAUUUUGACUCGGCUACGUGUCGUUAUGCACUGGGGAUGGAGGACGGAAUGAUUCCAGAUUCUGAUAUCACAGCAUCCAGUGCCUGGUCUGACUCCACUGAGGCCAAACAUGGCAGGCUGAGUACAGGAGAAGGGGAUGGUGCGUGGUGUCCUUUAGGCUCGGUCUUCCCGACUCCAUCAGAGUAUCUGCAGGUGGACCUGCGCAAACUGCACUUCCUGUCUCUGGUGGGCACGCAGGGUCGCCACGCUGAUGGGCACGGUCGUGAGUUUGCGCGCAGCUACCGGCUCCAUUACUCCCGGGACGGUCGCCAGUGGAUCACCUGGAAGGACCGCUGGGGCCACGAGGUGAUCUCGGGCAAUGAGAACACAUAUGACGUGGUUCUAAAGGACCUGGGUCCUCCAAUCAUAGCGCGAAUGGUCCGGUUCUACCCUCUAGCUGACCGCAUGAUGAGUGUGUGUCUGAGGGUGGAGCUCUACGGCUGCUUGUGGAGCGAUGGACUGAAGGCCUACACUGCACCAAUGGGUCAUGUUAUGCGCCUUUCCGGCUCCCCUGUUUAUCUCAAUGACUCCAUCUAUGACGGCAGGGUGGAAGCAGGGGUGUUGUUUGGAGGCUUGGGUCAGCUAUGUGAUGGGGUGUUAGGAGGGGAUGACUUUAUGGAAAGUAAAGAGCUACGGGUCUGGCCGGGUUAUGACUAUGUUGGCUGGAGCCGUGAAGUGCUGGGCAAACCCACCGUCGACAUUGAGUUCCACUUUGAGAAGCCACGCCUCUUUCACACCAUGCAGGUGCACAGCAAUAACAAGCACACACAGGGCGUGCGUGUGUUCUCCGAGGUGCUGUGCAAGUUUAAGGCGAGUUUGCUGAGCCCGUGGAGCGAGCCGGCUCUGAGCGUGCACGUGCCCCUGAAUGACCUGCGUGACCCCUCCUCACGCACAAUCACACUGCCUCUGGGUGGCCGGCCUGCGCACAUCCUCCGCUGCCACUUCACCUUCUCUGACCGCUGGCUGCUCAUCAGCGAGAUCAGCUUUUACUCUGAGCCGUUCGACUUCCCAUUACCAUCUGUGGCGACCCCUCCUCCCUCCCCCACUCCUCACUCUCCUCUCCUCACCUCGCCCUCUCUGACCUCUUCCAUCUUUCCCAGCACCACCAACUCCAGCAGGCGCCAGAUGGGUGAUGAAUUUGCUGCCAUCACCCCAAGGGCAGGGCUACCUGUUGCUAAGGAUGACAGCAGCGAUACCGCUAUCCUGAUUGGCUGCCUAGUGGGCAUAAUAUUGCUGCUAUUGGCUGUCAUAGUCGGUAUUCUAUGGAGGCAGUACUGGAAGAAGCUUCUCGGCAAGGCCCAGGGCAGCCUCUCCAGCGACGAGCUACGAGUUCACCUCUCAGUUCCGUCGGAGAACGUGGUGAUCAAUAACACAAACACGCACACAUACUCCAGUCGAUAUCAGCGCAUACACACUUUCCCUGACGACACAGACAGAGAUGGAGAGUACCAGGAGCCCAGCGCUGUGGUACGCCCUCGGGAGCAGCGGGACAGCACAGCCUUGCUGUUAAACAACCCAGCCUAUCAUCUUCUCCUGUCUGACCUGAGACAUGGCCCCAACAGGCUGCCAGACUGCUCCAGAGAGUCUGUUAAACCCCAAAACCUGCCGCAGGCAGGCAGUUUAGAUAUGGACGAUAAAGCUCUACCUGUUCAGGAAGGACCGCCCCCAUAUCCUGGAGCCCCGCCUCCUCUCCUGGGAGCUCAUUAUGCAGAAGCCACAGGGGGCGGGCCCAGUGUGCCUCAUUAUGCAGAAGCAGACAUCAUCAGCCUACAGGGCGUAAGUGGGAACAACACGUACGCGGUUCCUGCCCUCUCGGCCACACCCACGGAGUGCCCGCCUCUUCCUGAGCUGCAGCGGGAACGUCUCCUCUUCAAAGAGAAGCUUGGAGAGGGCCAGUUUGGCGAGGUUCAUUUGUGUGAGAUUGAAAACCCUCAAGACCUCCCAGAUCUCGAGUUCCCGUUCAAUGUGAGGAAAGGGCGCCCUCUGUUGGUAGCUGUGAAGAUUCUGCGGCCUGACGCAUCGAAAAACGCCAGGAACGACUUCCUGAAAGAGGUGAAGAUCUUGUCUCGUCUGAAAGAUCCGAACAUAAUCCGCUUGCUGGGUGUGUGCGUGAGCAGUGACCCUCUGUGCAUGGUUACUGAGUACAUGGAGAGCGGCGAUCUUAACCAGUACCUCUCCCAGCGAGUGUUACUGGACAAGACCGGACCACUGCACAACAUGCCAACCAUCAGCUACCCUGCGCUAAUCUCCAUGGCAAGUCAGAUCGCAUCUGGGAUGAAGUUCCUGGCAUCGCUUAACUUUGUGCACCGAGACUUGGCCACGCGCAACUGCCUGGUUGGGGGCGAGCGGGGGGAAGGAGACGACCGAGCGGGAGAGAGGCACAUUAAGAUCGCCGACUUCGGCAUGAGCCGAAACCUGUAUGCCGGAGAUUACUACAGGAUCCAGGGCAGAGCCGUGCUUCCUAUCCGAUGGAUGGCCUGGGAGUGCAUUCUCAUGGGCAAGUUCACUACAGCCAGUGAUGUGUGGGCUUUUGGCGUGACUCUGUGGGAGAUGCUGAGUGUGUGUCAGGAGCAGCCCUAUGGUCACAUGACUGAUGAACAGGUCAUUGACAAUGCAGGGGAGUUCUUUAGAGACCAAGGAAGACAGGUAUAUCUGACUCGGCCGGCGGUGUGCCCUCAGGGCCUGUACGAGCUGAUGCUGAGCUGCUGGAACAGAGACUGUAAACUGCGGCCCUCUUUCACACAGAUUCACUCUUUCCUCACCGAGGACGCCAUGAACAUGGUGUAAAGAGCUGGACGCACGAGACAAGCGUCUCUCUCCUUCGCGUAGACGAGAGGUGUUUGCGUAGCGUGCACAAGCUGGUGGAGGCGAUAGUUGAUGUAGAAGUAGGCGGAGCUAAGCACUCUUAUGUAAAUUAGCGUAAUUUACCCUUGGUAGGUCAGGGCUCGGAGACGCUGCUGGUUCGGUUCUCGUGCGUGACCUGCUUCAGCCCUAGAACCCUAACCCCUACACCUAAUGUUAGUUAAUCUGUAGUCCUGAACUAAUCACGAAUCUGCAGUUCAUCUUAAAACUCUCUCACGGAUAACCAUUUUACACGUUAAAAGGUGGAGGGCUUUUUCUAUUGCUGAAAACUAUAUUUAGACUGUGAAUGAAAUAGUUUUAUAUUAUUACAAAACACAUAAUCUUUGUGAUCCCAGUACUUAAACAUAGCAGAACAAAGAACCAGCUAAAACAGCAGUAUGCAUAGAAACGUUUAUAGCCGAGGUAACCGGUAGUUAGGAGCGAAUUCUGUCGGAUCUCAGUAUUCACGGCGGGUAUAAGGGUUCUUCAUUCCGAUCUCGAGCCUUUUUGCUAGGUUCAGUGGUUGAUGCCUACAGUAAUUGCUAAAUCUGAAGCACAAGGCUACAGCACUUCUCUCUGAAUAACUCAGUAAGCAGUAGACAUACUUAAGACUGGUUGAGGGGUUUUCUGUUUUUAGUAUAAUUACAUGCUUAUUUUGAGGUGUUUUCAUGUCAUAAAAUCACAGACAUGGUGCUCCAUAACCAUUUUGACACAUUCUCCAACAUUGCAGCCUCCUCGACAAUUUUAGCCUUUCCACACCAAUUAACGUCCGUUACGAGUUGCGCUCUCCAGCGGCAGGACGUGAUUUUGAACCCCACCGCCAUCCUUAUACCAGGAGAGGAUGUUCUGUAUGGUGGCUCUGUAGCACAUGUUGAGAAGGUCAGGCCAAGUUCAGGCUUCGUAUCAACGUUUGUAUAAUGAUGGCGUUGAUGAUGCGUCUAGUUGGCAGGGUGUUUUGAGUUGCCUGUACAAACACACACCGUUACAUCUUAAAGCCUCGUUCAGGUGAGGAAGGUCCGAGGAGAAUCAAGCUGACAGGAAGGCUACAGUAACUCAAAUAAGCACUCUUUACAACUGUGGUGAGCAGAAAAGCAUUUAAAGAAAAAACAACCCACAUACAACACAUCAAACCUUGAGGUGGAUGGGCUACAAGAGUGAAAGACCACAUCAGGUUUCACUCCUAAACAGCUACAGUUCUACAACGGCCAUAGGCUCACCUAAAGUGGAAUAUUGAGGGGGGAAGAAAAGGUGACAUUUGAUGUUAAUGCUCUUAAGCGUGAUUUUAUGGACUGGGCGAGUUGGUCUAGUGGUUAGCGUGUCCGCCUCUCGAUCGGGAGAUGGCGAGUUCUACUCACGGUCGGGUCAUACCAAAGACCAUCCUAAAAAUGGUACCUACUGCCGUCUGGCAAGGCACACUGCAAUACAGAUGCGAGUGGGGAGUCAAACUCUUGCGGUUACCAGAGGACCAGCCCCCCACUGUAACCCUAGCUACAUAAUAGGCGAGAGGCCGAGGGCUAUGGAAACGGAGAACGGCGCCGCCCUAUGCGCCACAUGGCGUGGGAAGGACUUUGAUUUGAUUUGAUAGUCAGAGCCACACAAACAUCGAACCACUUCCUUGUUUUGGAAGAGCUUGGGGGACCGAUCAGUAGACUGACCCUUUAAACACAUCAGAACAAUCCAGCGCUCCAUUGACGUCAAUAACGAGGUCCGUUUGUGACCUAAAGCAACGCCCACUUAUGAGCCCUUCCACUUUUAUUCCCAUAGAGAUGCAUUAUGCUGCUCUAUCUUGAUAUACUCUAUAAAAUCUUCGCUCCGGUGUUCCUAACGAAGUGGACAGCAAGUGUGUGUAUAUAUAUAUAUAUAUAUAUAUUUAUUAUUUAAAAGUUCUAGUCUAAAAAAAAAAAAAAGGAACAGACUUUCCAGAAUCCUUUAUUUGACCUGGCGUACAUUAGCUAUUUGUUUUUUCUUGGUCCUUAUUUUAAACAGGUAGUACUGUAUAGAAGAUGGCUUCACCACGUUAUGCUUUUUGACCAACAGGGGGCUCUUGAGAGACGACAGUUUUUCAAUACGGUUGACCGAACACUUCACGAAGCUUCAUCUUGCCAUGACGAACUGAAAAAGCCCAGGUUGCGUGUUUAGAUCCAAGAGAUCGCUCUACAUUAGUCUCAGGACGCUUUUAAAGAGCAAUGUGUUUCACAGAAGAAGUGAGUGGAUGGAGACGCGUGUGAGACAUGCUAGAAGUGGCAGAGCAGAGACAACAGCACAGAGAGCUGGUCCAAUAUUAAUUUUGAGCGUCGAUGUAGGAAAACCUCGUCUUAUUCCGGAAUCACCUUUUCUUAACGACCUGCAAGAGGACGUUCAUUGCAGGGUUUUUUUGAUGCUCAACAAAUUGAGAAGUUUGAUAUUUACAGUAGUUGAAUCAAAUGAACAUCCUGUAAUACGCUAAUAUAAAAAAAAAACUUGACACGCUCACGGAAUGAUCCGAUCUGGUGAUGCUGUAUUUCUCAGUUAGGCUUGAAGCUGUUUCUCAUUUAUCCUUGGUGAGAUUUUCAAAUGGUGUCGUCAUAUUAAUCGUGAGAACUCCUCCCUACCGCCCGACUCUGCUGCACAAGCAUAGACAAAUGGGCACUCCCCCCUCCAACAAAGCUAACUUUCAGCUUCCACACAACACGGUGCGAAUCAGUGCAGCCUCGUUCUCCACCGUACCACCGUUGACUGGUUAUUAAUCGGAAAUAACUCGCCUCCCACUGGAUGUGAUUGUCCAGUAGCUGAGAUAUGAAUUCAGCUUGGAAUUACUGACUGCGACCUGCUCUCUGAAAAUCCAGCUCAUUAUCUCUAGCUGCUUUAUCCUGUUCUACAGGGUCGCAGGCAAGCUGGAGCCUAUCCCAGCUGACUACGGGCAAAAGGCGGGGUACACCCUGGACAAGUCGCCGGGUCAUCACAGGGCUGACACAUAGACACAGACAACCAUUCACACUCACAUUCACACCUACGCUCAAUUUAGAGUCACCAGUUAACCUAACCUGCAUGUCUUUGGACUGUGGGGGAAACCGGAGCACCCGGAGGAAACCCACGCGGACAACAUUUAGGAGAACAUGCAAACUCCGCACAGAAAGGCCCCCGUUUGUCAGCCGCUGGGCUCAAACCCAAGACCUUCUUGCUGUGAAGCGACAGUGCUAACCGCUACACCGCCGUUCUCUGAAAACUUGCUAUAAAUUGCUUUGUAAUGCCAAUAAAGACAAACGAUUUCCUGUUCAAAUUUG